AUGGGAGAGAAGUUGGAAUGGUUCGUCCGCAUGGCGCAGGAGAAAUUCUUCAUACGACACACCGCUCGUCUAGCCGAGGUGCAGCCUGUCAGCGUCCGCCAAUGGAUGACGGUGGCGGCGCGCAUAUCCGAGCAGGCGCCCCCUCAGUAUAAGAAACACCCCAGCUUCCGCGGCUGUGGGUUAGCCGUCCCCAUCCACCUCAUCAGGCAGUGGAGUCAGUCGUACAUGAAGACUCACCGCCCGGAGGUGAGGUGGAUGGCGUCCCCGCUGUGGACGUUCUGCUUCCGCGCACGCUACGGCCCGACCAUCCGUGUGAAGACCAAGAUGGGUCAGCUUCUUGAGAAAGAAUGCAAGCCAAAGUGCGAGCCGUUUCGGGCCUUCGUGGGGAAGAACCUCGUCAAAUGGGGCAUUGGCCCAUGGAACAUUGCCAACGCCGAUGCACGUAGCGCGGGCAACGAGAAGGUGAGGGUGACAGUGAUGCUCGGCAUCACUGCGGACGGCCGCAAGCUCCCUACGAUGGUCAUUUUCAAGAGGAAGACCAUUCCGAAGAUCUGGGUCCCGGCAGGAGUGAUUAUCAGGGCACAGGAGUGUGGAUGGAUGGAUUUCAAGCUCGUCGAAGAGUGGGUGAACCAAAUCUUCCUCCCUUCCAUCAAGCCUCCCGCUGGCAUCCAUCGGUCAAAGACACUACUAGUCUUGGACUCGUACCGAGGGCAUCUCAUGGAUAACCCGCUGGAUUUGAACGUGAACCGCUCGUUCAAGGCGGUGCUUCGUCAACUGUACAGCGAUUGGUUCGCCCAAGCCGGUGUCAAAACCUUCACGGCAGCAGGCGAGGUUGAGGUGGCAGAUGACGUUCACACCGCUCCUGAGGUGGAAGAGUGGGUGAACCCCCUCAUCGCCACAGCUGUUGAGGACGAUGAGACGGCUAAGGCGAUGGAUCAUGACGAUUGUGGGGACAUGCCGCCUGAUGAUGAUGAUGAGGAGGAGGAGGAGGAGGAGGAGGAGGAGGAGGAGGAGGAGGAGGAGGAGGAGGAGGAGGAGGAGGAGGAGGAGGAGGAGGAGGAGGAGGAGGAGGAAGGGGGUGUGGAGGAGAACGAGGAGUGA
This is a messenger RNA of Closterium sp. Yama58-4, 1101 nucleotides long. The record is from the annotation of a GenBank genome assembly. Lineage: Eukaryota; Viridiplantae; Streptophyta; Zygnematophyceae; Desmidiales; Closteriaceae.